CUCUAAAACAAAAAGUAGUCUGGAAUCAAGAGUCUAUAGAACUUUAAACUUAACUUUAAAGCUAAAUCUAAAUGUUGUGUGGCAUUAAUUAAUACCAAAUUUUGUAAUUAUCAAAAUUUCCUGUUAUAGUAGUUUAAGACAAUUGGAACCGUUCGUCUUAUGUUAAAUAUACGGACACAUAGGCAAGCGAAAUGAUAGAUUCUUAGAAAAUCUUAUACAAUUCUUCACUCGUUAGAUGAUUCGGAUAAACGGACACAUUGUGUAUAAUUUGAAGUUUAGUACCAAUCAAUUAACAAGGUAUGAAGAAAUUUGAGGGCUUCGAAGCGGUGUUGCUAUUAUUAUGGAUCACAGUGGCAGCGGCUUCCGCCAGUGUAACAAAAGAAGUCGAAUUUCCAAAGAAAUAUCGGGAAGUCACUAAGUUGCGGCAGUUGGCAAUAGAAUUUGUCGAUUAUUUACAGAAUUUCACAACUGAGGACUUUCAAAAAGAUGACUCCAGCUUGAGACUAAUCGAAGAAAAUUCGAAGUGUUUUUUUGAUUUUGCAUUGCUAAUCAAGGGCCUAGUCUCGAGCGAACAAUGGGCCGGGCAAAUGAUUGACUCAUGCGGUUCGCUGCCAUCUGGAGUACUUUAUGGCAACUACAGGGAUCUUGGCAACUAUGAUGAAUGUGUAAAUAUAAACCAGGAGAUUACAUCUAGUGGCAGUGUAACGGGAAAGUACUGCUUUGCGGCUGUUCCCAAGCUACUGCUUGGUUUAAAUGCAGAUGUGAGCAUUGCGAUCUGCUUUCCGUCCUCAUGUGCGGCCGCUAUCAUGGACACAUUGCUUCGUGGACUUCUUCAUCAACUCCUUGGUCAAAAGCUUAGUAAUGAUUUUAAAGUAGUCAAUGAAUAUACUUGCAGGAUAGCGAAAAGAGAUCCUAUUUAUGGUCUUACUAUAUUUACCAUAGUAAUUUUGUUUAUAAUGGCUUUACUUGUUCUACUUGCCACAUUAUAUGAUUAUGUUUUGGACUCAAUGCAACUUCCUACACUUAUCGAAGUAUUCUCAGCUCGAGCAAGCUCGCGUUCUCUAUUCCGCUUUGAGGAUGGCAAAUUAAAUCCCAAUGUCAUUGAUUGCAUUCAUGGUAUGCGCUGCAUGUCUCUUAUUUGGGUCGCACCUCUCCACAUCCAACAAUGGCCAUUCAAAAUUCAGAUGAUAUAUUGCAGUGGUCUAAAACGAUAUUCUCAGAAAUUUUCGGAUUUUCUUUUGCUGUCGACUCUUUCUUCUUUAUCACCGGCUUGUUGUUGGUAUUUUGUAGCAUGCGAACUUUUGAGAAAUCUAAGGGAAAUAUAAAUGUGUUCAUGUUGUAUCUGCAUCGUUACCUACGUCUUACACCACUUUUGGCAUUUUCCAUACCAAUCUACAUGAAAAUUCUUCCCCUGCUGGCAGAUGGCCCUUUCAUAGGAUUUGAAGAUUAUAAUGCCGGUUGCAAAAAGACAUGGUACAAGACUUUGUUGUAUGUGCAAAAUUAUAGCAGAAAAGAUAUUUGUCUGUCUCACACCUGGUAUCUGGUAGCCGCUGAUAUGCACCUUUAUGUGGUUUCAGUUCCUCUAGUUAUUGCCCUCUAUAAGUGGGGUAAAAAGGCAGUUGUUGGCAUUAUGGUGCUUAUUUCAUUACUGGCUGUAUGUCUCUUCUUUGCACACUAUAUUAUGUAUUACCGAACCCCCCUCAACUUGGACUACUUCGCCUCACACACUCAUUUUUAAUUGGAUUACUCUGUGGCUCCUUUUUGCACAUAAAUCGCGGAAGGAGCUACGAAUUGCAUCGCAUUAUAAUCUGUCUAGGAUGGUUAAUUAGUUUGGGCCUUCUCUUGACCAGUGUUUUUUCUAAAAGCUACUGUUUCGCCAAAAAUUGGUCCCAUUUGCAGCAAACCUUUCAUUUAACCCUUUCUCGGAUAGCGUGGUUAUUGGGUCUGUGCUGGGUAGUCUUUGCCUGUACGCAGGGCUGUGGUGGACCGGCCAAUAUUUUUCUAUCAUCACCUUUAUGGCAGCCAUUAUCUAAACUCUCGUAUUGUAUUUACCUAUUCCAUAUGUUGUUUGUGGUUCUCAAUGUGAACGUUAUACGAACAAGCACCUAUUUUAGUAAUUACAGUUUGAUGCUUCGUUUCUGGGGCGUGUUCGGUUUCACAGUAUUGUUUUCGUACUUGAUGCACAUUAUUAUUGAGGUUCCAUUAAGUAACCUGAAAAGCCUUUUGCUGCCCACUCAUAGAAGUGCAAGAAGGGAAGGCCACAGACAAACUUAGCUAACAAGAGAAGUAUCCAAGGUGAUAAGCGAUUUAAUUAUGCGAUUUACCAAUCAAAAGGAUCUAUCGAGUCUUUAAAAUUAUACGCCUGAGGUGUCUCGUUUAAUUGUCAUGGAUAGCACAGCGUUGAUAUCGAUGUAGCUUAAUCGCUAUAGAAUAAAGGUUAUUGUAUAAACAAUAUGUAUAUAAGAAUAAUUAUAUAAGUAGACAAGGUGAAUUAAAUGUAGGCUUCUACACGAGUGUAUACCGCCUGUCAAAUAUCUUCGGUAAAGUUCUGGAGAUAACAAUAAGUUAAUUAUAAUAACUGUACUGCAUGGAAGAGCUAUUCAGUGCUAGAUCUGCAUGUCACAACAAAAUUCUAUCGGUACAUUACUUAUGUCAAAUUGGACAACCGACACUGCCAACUGGCCCUAAUUAUCAAAUGAUGCGCACCGACAAGAAACAGCAUCAGCAACAUCGACGGAAACAGCAGCAACAGAAACCUCGGCAACAUUUCUCCUGCAAUCAAAUCAAUUUGCAUGGCCCUAACUCGUCAACUGAUCUCACUACAAUGAUAAUUAAAUUAACCAUUGCGUUUUGAAGGCAAUCGAAUUAAAAUAUUUGAUAUAUUUUUCAAUUUAA
Drosophila willistoni is the source of this 2895-nucleotide messenger RNA. RefSeq lists its product as uncharacterized. NCBI's taxonomy places the organism in Eukaryota, Metazoa, Arthropoda, Insecta, Diptera, Drosophilidae. Bases 300 to 1325 code for a protein of 341 amino acids. The transcript is spliced from 9 exons. The record is from RefSeq and is a predicted model, not a curated record.